This is a messenger RNA of Leptopilina heterotoma, 1254 nucleotides long. RefSeq lists its product as uncharacterized. The record is from RefSeq and is a predicted model, not a curated record. Bases 182 to 862 code for a protein of 226 amino acids. NCBI's taxonomy places the organism in Eukaryota, Metazoa, Arthropoda, Insecta, Hymenoptera, Figitidae. The transcript is spliced from 2 exons.
UGAAGGGGCCCAUACGCAUAUAUCUGCCUGACGCGAGCGCAUCAAGUUUACUCUUUACUAUUUCUCAGGCCGGAAGAACGAAUCGAAUCGAGAGCCAGGUGUAAACAUUGUGCGGUCUCGCGCUCUGACUCCGACUUGAUAAGAUUUUCCGUUUAGAAGUUUAUUUUUCAAAUUACGCAUCAUGAAGUUGAGAUUGUGCGCACUUUUGGGGAUUUGCCUGCUGAUUGGUUCUGUCAUUGCGAAUUCGGUCGAGGAGGAGUCGGGAAUUUUGGAGUGCAUUCUCAAGGCCAACAGCGCUUCCUGUGCGAGGAAGAAGAUAGCGGAGGAAAUCGACAAAAUCGAGUUGGACGUUUCCGGAAAGAAAAGUGAUGUACCAAUGAGUGUGGUCCUCGAGGAGACCGGAAAUUUCGUCGCAGAGACGCUGAAUAAUCUUUUCGGAACUGAUAACGCCGAAAAUGCUCAAGAGGAUGAUUCGGAAAGUCGAGGCAUGAAUGAGGGUCGCAAAAACAAACUUUUGAAGAAAAAGAAGAAACACUUUAUGAAGCUGAUUCCCUUGGCUUUGCUUUUAAAGUCGAAACUGAGUUUCCUGCUGCAGCUGAUUUCGACACACUUGAGCAUUAAAUUUUUCAUUGUCGCCGUUAUCGGUCUAAUGAUCAACAUUGCUCGCUUCUGGUUGGACCUGAAGAAAAGUCACCACCCUUCCAAAGUGAUAUAUUACGAGCAUGCUCAGCAUCAGCAUCACUACGAUCACGAAGACGAACACGGAGGAUAUUGGGGCAGAUCGAUCGACGAAGCCGGACAAGAUGCCGGACAGAAUCUUGCCUACAAAGCUUAUGCGCCCGAGUAUGCGCCUGCACACUGACUUCCCACUUUACUCAGCGGACGUCAGUUUCACUUUAGUUGACAAAAGAUUUAUCGAAAAAAAGAGAUUCCGGUAUUGAGGUCAUGGUAUUUAAUCGGACGUGUUCCUACAGCACGUGACCACUGAAUAAAAUGUCCAUUUAAAAAUUAUUUUUUAAAUUACAUCAACAUAUUUUUGACACAAUUUGUUGAUAAUCUAAAUGACUACUUUCUGACAUUUGUAUAUUUAAAAUCAAAAAAUCGCGAUCCACCGUUUAAUAGCUAGAAAUUUACUUCAUUUUUAAAAUGAAUUUAACUAAUUUAGAAAAAUAGUAGGUAAAUAUUUUUCUAAAUAUUCUCAACACCAUUUUUAUUUUUACUAUUUAUUUAUUUAUUUAUUUAUUUUAUUUUAGA